AUGCGGCGCGAUGCGCGGGUUUUAGUGGCAGUCGACCAAUCACCGGGCGCCGAGUCGGCGUUUCACUUCGCGCUGAGCCUGCUGUCUCGCAACGCCACCAUCUACGCUCUACACGUCCGGGACCCCAACACGGAGGCGGCAUGGAUGUACGAGGCAGAGCAGCGCAACAGCGCGGGGCAGGCGUUGGUGUGGGAAUACGAGGUGGAGGCACGCGCAGAGGAUUUGCUAGCACGAUUCCGAGGGAUGGCGCAUGCGGCUGGGAUAACGUGCCAUGCAGUGUCGCGCAAGGCGGGCGAUGCGCGUGCAGAGCUGUGUGAGGCGGUGGAGCGGCAGGCCAUAGAGCUGCUCGUGGUGGGGUCAAGAGGGCUGGGCGCCGUGUCCAGGGAUGGUGGUGGAGCGACAGGCCAUAGAGCUGCUCGUGGUGGGCUCCCGAGGGCUGGGCGCCGUGUCCAGGGUGCGGAGUGGCAGACCAUAGAGCUGCUCUUGGUCGGCUCCGGAGGGCUGGGGCCGUGUCAAGGCACUCACAGCGAGGGUGCAGGCGUUGCACGGUCAGAAGCAGAGCAUGGUGGCCGAGGUGAGCCUCGCUAUAAGGGGAGCGCAUGGAGCGUCCAAGGAGGGCACAAAGCACAUGGAACGUCCAAGGAGGGGGAAGAGGCAGGGGAGGAAGAGCAGUCGUUCCGAGCCCUGGAAAAGACGCGUAAGAAAGCACAUGGAGCGUCCAAGGAGGGGGAAGAGGCGGGGGAGGAGGAGCAGUCGGGGAGGGUGAUGAGAGAGGGGGGGGAGGGGGAAGAAGGGGUGGAGGAGAAGCGGGAGGCGAUACGAGAGGCGAUGGCGCAUGCAUGGAAGGGUUAUCGGCAAUAUGCAUGGGGCAUGGAUGAACUGCAGCCGCGCACCAAGACCGGGGCGAACCACUUUGGGGGGCUGGGUUUGACCAUCGUUGACUCGCUUGACUCGCUCUACCUCAUGGGGCUCACCAAGGAGUUCAAUGAGGCCAAGAGCUGGGUGCAGGAGAAGCUCUUCUUCGAGCAUGACUACGACGCCAACGUCUUCGAAACCACCAUUCGCAUACUGGGCGGGCUACUGAGUGCGUACGACCUCUCAGGCGACCCAAUGCUCCUGGCCAAAGCAAGAGAGCUCGCAGACAAGCUGCUGCCGGCCUUCGCCACGCCCACGGGCAUCCCCCUCGCCUUUGUCAACCUCGCCAGUGGCACUGCACGCUCACACGGCUGGACUGGGCGCUCUGCAGUACUGGCAGAUCUGGGCUCAACACAGCUAGAGAUGGUGGCACUCUCCCAGCGCACGGGCGAUCCCAAAUACGCCAACGCCUCGGAGCACAUCAUCCGUCAGAUCGCCAAGAUCUUUCCAUCCGACGGUCUGCUGCCAGUGCUCAUUGGCACUGUCACCGGCAAGCCCACCUCUCGCCACAUCACGCUUGGGUCCAUGGGGGACAGCUUCUACGAGUAUUUACUCAAAGUGUGGGUGCAAGGCGGAGGCACACCCUAUGUUCAGAGAUACAGAGACAUGUGGGAGAAAUCCAUGCAAGGCAUGAUGGAUAAGCUGAUUCACCACUCCCCGGCUCCCAACACCACCACCGCCACUACCACCGCCAGUGCAACCAACAACAGUAGCACUAGCAGCACCAGUGACAGAAGCAGCAGCAGCAGUGCUGGCAUUACCACCAGCGGUGGCGGCAGCAAUGACAGCAGCAGCAGCAGUGGCAGCAGUGGUGGCAGAGUGGCGUAUGUGGCAGAGAUGCAUGCGGGGAAGGUGGAGCACAAGAUGGAGCAUGUGACGUGCUUCGUGGCAGGCUUGCUGGUGCUGGGGGCACAGACAGUGGCGGAGGGGAGUGAACACACCGAGGCGUACAUGAAGUUGGCUAAAGAGCUGGGGCACACGUGUCAUCUCUUCUACAGCACGUCACCCACGGGGCUCAGUGGGGAGGACUAUGCAUUUGGAGAGAAGGGCAUGCGCAUGGAGGGGCGCAAGUACAACAACUUGAGGCCCGAGGCAGUGGAGGCGUGGAUGUACCUGUGGCGGGCCACGCAUGACCCCAUCUACAGGCAGUGGGGGUGGGAGGCCUUCCAGGCCAUUCAGAAGCACUGCCGCGUGGAAAACGGCUAUGUGGGGCUGCUGGAUGCCUCUCAGAACCCUCCUCAGCAGGACGACUUGCAGCAGAGCUUCUUUCUUGCUGAGACGCUCAAGUAUCUCUACCUCCUCUUCUCACCCGAUGAUGUGCUGCCUCUCAACCAAUGGGUGUUCAAUACUGAGGCACACCCCCUCAAGAUCAUUGCAAGAAACGCUGAUUCCCCCCCUCAAGUGAGGAUUGAGUCUCAAACGAAGCGUGACGUGCUUCCAGAUGAUGAUUAG
Closterium sp. Naga37s-1 is the source of this 2367-nucleotide messenger RNA. Lineage: Eukaryota; Viridiplantae; Streptophyta; Zygnematophyceae; Desmidiales; Closteriaceae. The record is from the annotation of a GenBank genome assembly.